CCUCGAAGCAAAUGCAGGUGGAAGCUCUGCCAUUUUUGGAACGCGGUCCUCUCCGUCGCGCGCCUGUACAGCAGCGAGCACCACGUGGUUUGGAGUCACGUGGGGAGCUUCGUUUCCUCCUUCCGCUUAGAAGUGACGAGAAGCGAGAGCAACUCGGCAAAAUGGAGGGUCAUGAUAUCAAAGAGCCAGAACAACUAAGAAAGCUCUUCAUUGGUGGCCUGAGUUUUGAAACAACAGAUGAGAGUUUGAGGGCACACUUUGAACAAUGGGGGAAGUUGACAGACUGUGUGGUGAUGAGAGACCCACAGACCAAACGCUCCAGGGGAUUUGGUUUUGUGACCUAUUCCUGUGUGCAAGAAGUGGAUGCUGCCAUGACUGCUCGUCCCCAUAAAGUUGAUGGUCGGGUUGUUGAACCCAAAAGAGCUGUAUCUCGAGAGGAUUCAUCAAAGCCUGGUGCUCAUUUAACAGUAAAAAAGAUAUUUGUGGGUGGAAUCAAAGAAGACACUGAAGAAUAUCAUUUGCGCGAGUACUUUGAAAAAUAUGGAAAGAUAGAAAGCAUUGAGGUGAUGGAAGAGCGCCAGUCUGGGAAGAAGAGAGGCUUUGGAUUUGUCACAUUUGAUGAUCAUGACACUGUUGACAAAAUAGUUGCCCAAAAGUAUCAUACUAUCAACUCUCAUAACUGUGAAGUCCGGAAAGCCCUUUCAAAGCAAGAAAUGCAGGCUGCCUCAAGUCAGAGAAGUCGUGGUGGUGGUUCUGGUAACUUCAUGGGUCGAGGAGGAAACUUUGGAAGUGGUGGGAGCAGUAACUUUGGCCGGGGUGGAAACUUUUCAGGCAGGGGUGGUUAUGGUGGAGGAAGAGGUGGCUAUGGAGGAGAUGGUGGUGGUGGAUACAAUGGAUUUGGCGGGGAUGGUGGAAAUUACGGUGGCGGCCCAGGUUAUGGUGGUGGCCGAGGUGGCUAUAGUGGUGGUGGCGGCGGCGGCGGCGGCGGUGGCGGCGGCCCUGGUUAUGGCAACCAAGGUGGCGGAUUUGGAGGAUAUGACAACUAUGAGGGGGGCAACUUUGGAGGCAACUUUGGCGGUGGAGGAGGGAACUACAAUGACUUCGGCAAUUAUGGGGGCCAGCAGUCCAAUUAUGGACCUAUGAAAGGAAGCAACUUUGGUGGUAGAAGUUCAGGUGGGCCCUAUGGUGGUGGCUAUGGAUCCAGCAGUGGAAGCGGUGGUGGAGGUGGAUAUGGCACACGAAGAUACUAAUUUAAUGUAGAUAUUGGCUACAGUUCUUAGCAGGAGAGGAGAUGAGCAAGGAGUUGUCAGGAAAGCUGCAGGUUACUUUGAGGCAGUCGUCCAAGUGCAUUAGAGGAACUGUAAAGGUCUGCCACAGAAGGAGCGAGGAUCCAUAGUCAGAAAAGUUAAACUGCAGCUUAAACAGGAGAACUUUCUUGUUGAGGACUGUAUCCACUAGCUACAGAGUGCAAAAGUGUAGCUACUGAUAAAUGAUAUAGUGUCUCUUAGAUGUACAUUCCUGAGGUUUUAUUUGUUGCUAGAUUUUUUUUUCCCAUUUUGCAAGUAUAAUGCCCAUGUAAACUGUGGUAGUGUUAUCAGGAAUAAAAACAACUUUUUUU
This is a messenger RNA of Erpetoichthys calabaricus (reedfish), 1618 nucleotides long. RefSeq names its product heterogeneous nuclear ribonucleoprotein A3 (gene hnrnpa3). Gene Ontology annotation, molecular function: RNA binding. The transcript is spliced from 11 exons. The coding region runs from base 12 to 1250 and encodes 412 amino acids. The record is from RefSeq and is a predicted model, not a curated record. Lineage: Eukaryota; Metazoa; Chordata; Cladistia; Polypteriformes; Polypteridae.